AUGCGGCUCCAACUACUCUCCCUCUUGACGUUUCUCAGCCCUCUUGUGGGUGCGAGCAGAGGCCCGUUCUUGCAAGAGACAGGUGAUGGCUCUUGGGUCAUUGGCAAUGAUCUAUGGAAUGUCACCCAAGGACCUGUUUAUGCUAAGAAACUCUUUUGGCAAGGGAUCCCCGGGGCAGACUUGGUCGGGUCUGCCUCUGGCCACUAUGUCGGAUACGACGGAGAGAGCAACCUUGUCUUCACUGACGCCAGAGUGGCAGCAAAAGGGACGCACUUUAUUGACGUCAGCUUCGAAGCUACCUCUGGAGACCUCCACUGGGUCAUCUUUGACGACCUCUCCGGAGCAUAUCAAUACUUUGUCAACCGCGCCCUGCCCGAUAUUAGCAUCUUCCGUACUCUUUGGAGACUAUCCCCAGACUACUUCACUCACGGGCGAACCCAUCUCAAGGAUGAGCCACUCCCCGACUUCUCGCUCUUUUCCACGGGCACCAACGUGCAAGAUGAGACCUGGCAACUCGCCGAUGGGUCAUACAUCACGAAGUAUGACUGGUCCAAUGCUGUCAGGGACCGCGACUUUUAUGGGGUUUACGGCUCAAAAGUCGGUUCCUGGUGGAUUCAUCCUUCGACCGAGUACUACAACAGCGAUCACCUCAGUCAAACCUUGACUGUUCACCGGGAGAGCAAGACUGGCGAUGCAGUGCAGCUCAACGUCGUGCAAGACACUUCUCACUUCCGAGUUGGCCAAAAGACUUUCCAACCACCCGGAAAGAUCUGGGGUCCUUGGCUAUGGUACCUGCAGAACAAUGGCAGUCGAGUCGACGCUGCACACAAACGGCAGAAGGAGCUUCGGCACUUCCCAUACAACUGGCUUGACAACAAGGCCUAUAGUGCGAGAGGCGGCGUGCAAGGAACCCUUCGCCUUUCUGACGGUCGCCCAGCUUCCAAUGCAGCCGUCUUCCUCGGCGACACUGACACUUCUAUUCGGCCAUCUGUUCAGGGAAGCAACUACUACUAUACUACUUACACCAACGAUAAAGGUCGAUUCUCGUUCGAUGACAUCCGAACCGGGUCCUACGGUCUCUAUGCCUGGUCAAACGGAGGAAAGCUCGCUGAUGUCUACACCAACUUCACCAAGUCAGAUAUCACUAUCACCAAGGACAAGACCCUGAACUUGGGCCAAUUGAACUGGAAAGUGAAGGAUAGAGCGAAGCGGAUCUGGCAAGUCGGGGCCUUUGACAAAACGGCGCGAGGAUUCAAGAACGGAGGGGUUCCAUACCAACAUGGCGUGGCCGAGGAUAGCCCUGCCAACUUGACAUUUACCAUCGGCAAAUCUCAAGACUCAGACUGGUACUACGCAUCCUCCGCGAUCGGAACGUGGACCAUCGAGUUCGAGAUCUCAAAGGAGGACCUUGCAGCCAACAAGGCAGCGCUGCUGAGCGUUUCACUCGCUGGAUACUCACAAAGCGCAGCACUCGACAUAGACGUCAACGGGAAAGUCUACGGCUCGUUGAGCAAGAACGUCUUGACGAGUGACCCUGCCCUCUACCGGUCCGGCAAGACCAGUGGCGAAUGGCGCUUCGUUCAGUACGAGAUUGAGCCAGACGCGUUGAAGGAGGGCGUCAAUACGGCUGGGUUUACUGUCACGCGGUAUACCAAAUGGAGAGGCUUUCUGUGGGAUAGCAUUAUCUUGGAGUGGGCCCGGAAGAUAGACAUCCGCCUAGGGUUCCCCGAGGACGACAAGCAGGUUUACGAGACCUACUGGCCUAUAGCCCAGCAGGAGGCACGUUCUCAUCCCCGGAUGCUGAAGACGCAAGCGGCGCUUCUAUCUAUCUUCACCGCCCCUCCCGAGUCAGACAUCUCGCUUAGCACUCCGCUGGCGUAUUCGGAUCGGCUUCGAGUUAAGAAUCCAAAAGAUGCUAAAUUCGCCUUGGGUCCUCCCAUAGAUGGAGGCAGUAUUGAGCGAUGGGAGGACCCCACUUACCGCCAGGUUUACGAGAAGAUCCUAGCAGGGAAGUGGGAAGAGUUUGACGUCUGGGAGAUGGACAAGCGUGCCGAUGCGGUCCAAGGCCUGUAUCCUAGGCCUGGUAGUACAGGUCUAUUCCGCUCGUGGCAAGGCUGGACCUCCCUGUCUGAGACAGGUCCCACUGAGGGAACUUUACUCGUUUACCCUUUCAUUCGUGAACACAGUGCCUAUCUGCUGAUGCGUCCUUUGGUCAAGCCGAAGAAGCCCAAGUCCGACUUCCAGGGCGGAAAGGCCUUCUUAGCCCCCGAUAACUGGGAGCUGGAUUUUGAAACUACCAACUUCCCAGACUCUCCUCACCAUCGCAAAGAGGGAGUUAAACGACGUGACACACCCUCACCUGGAACUAUUGCGAACCAUUACAUUGACAGAGACGGUCAGGAAAUUCUUGACGUCUGUUCAUACCAUCGAACCGACUAUGACCUGUGUCUGAUCCGCACACGUCCACAUGAACUCCAAGCAAUCGCACCAUGCCUUCGAACAUGCUUCGACACACGACCUAGUUCCGAACUUGGUCUCUUGGAUCGCCUCUCCCCGGAGCUCCUGUUUGAAAUCCUCCUCCAAAUCGAUAUCGCGUCCUAUCUCUGUUUCCGCCAGGUCAACCGGCGCGCUCGAGCCGUCGCAACGCGGCUACGCGAAUACGAGCUCGUUUCCACGCAUGGACUCGAGGGCCUGACAGCACUGAUGCGCACCAGACUGACGGCCAACUUCACAAUCUGGGAUCUGUAUGAACCCCUUGUGACGUACAGCUGCAAAUUCUGCCCUCGUUUCGGAGGCUUCCUGCACCUCUUUGACUGCACGCGGUGCUGCUUUGCCUGCCUCAUUCAUGCCCCCGAGUUGCGCGGAACGGACCAUAGUUUGACGGACAAACUUUGCCAAACUCUGGAUAUAUCCAAACCCCAGCCUGGUAUGGAACUGGGACCUGUGCUGCAUACCGUGCCCGGGAGGUUCUGCCUAGAGUAUUACAAAAAGGCUUAUUUCCUCCCUCGAGAACUCCUCUCGAUGCCUCAAGUUGUCUCGGCACUCGCCUCGCUCGGUGUACCUCACGAAGCCGUUGGCCCGGCUUUGGAGGAGCAGAGAGACAAGUGGAGUUACCGAUUUGCGGCAGCUACAGCGUACCCCUGGUACGACGUGGAAAAAGUAGAAGCUGACCGCGGCGUCAACUGCAAAGCGAUCCAUCUCCACCUCGAGAAGAAUUCACCCUACGGCUCACGCCUGGCAGCUGGGCGCAAUCUCCCAAUGAUCACCACACCCGAGUUUCAGCAUAGCAGGUUGGUGUUUUCAAGGGGUGGCUUCUUGGGGCACUUUAAGACCUGCAGUUUUGCGCAGAAACUAUGGAGGGGGAGGGAGGAUGGGGAGCUGCCGGCGACCGAGUCUCGGUUUAUGCGCUUGAGGGGUGGUCUUGACACGGAAGAUGAGGAUGGGGUGCCUUUGUGA
Messenger RNA from Fusarium falciforme, 3456 nucleotides. Its product is annotated as Rhamnogalacturonan endolyase. The coding region runs from base 1 to 3456 and encodes 1151 amino acids. Gene Ontology annotation, molecular function: catalytic activity; carbohydrate binding; protein binding. NCBI's taxonomy places the organism in Eukaryota, Fungi, Ascomycota, Sordariomycetes, Hypocreales, Nectriaceae. The transcript has 9 exons. The record is from RefSeq and is a predicted model, not a curated record. Gene Ontology annotation, biological process: carbohydrate metabolic process.